Messenger RNA from Suillus subaureus, 2628 nucleotides. RefSeq lists its product as uncharacterized. Gene Ontology annotation, biological process: endocytosis; negative regulation of protein kinase activity; eisosome assembly. The coding region runs from base 1 to 2628 and encodes 875 amino acids. Gene Ontology annotation, molecular function: lipid binding. The record is from RefSeq and is a predicted model, not a curated record. The transcript has 6 exons. Gene Ontology annotation, cellular component: plasma membrane; eisosome filament. Lineage: Eukaryota; Fungi; Basidiomycota; Agaricomycetes; Boletales; Suillaceae.
AUGUUCAAGACGGCAGCAGCAAAAAUUGCCCAUAAUUCAACGAUUCCGGCGCUUGCAGGUAAUAGCGAUCUUAGACAGUUUCAGGAUCUCAUUAACGCGGAGAAGGUUGUUUUGGUCUCAAUUCAGAGACUGGGCGUUGAUAUAACCAAGGCUGCGGAGUCCCUCAGGGCGUGGGGGGUUGGUGAAGGUGAUGACCUCGUAGAUAUCCUCAGUGCAUCUACUACCCUGCUUGUUAACUUUGCUGCGGCGCUGAGUGCAUACGCCAGCACACAUCAUGGAAUCCGCGACACCAUGAAGUCUGUACGAACGCGCGAGGAAGCCCUCGAUGAUCUACGGCGCCGACGACGGCGUGUUGGAGCCUCUGCAGACAGUGCCGAAAAGAAGCUCAGCAAGAUGAGCCCCGAACACAAAAAUCUCGCAGCGCAGAGUGACGCUCUCAAUCGACUGCGUGAAGAGAUGCGCGCAAUAGAUUGUGAGAUUGUUCGUGAGGAAGCUGAGCUGGGCGACUUUAAGAGAAAAUGUGCGAAGAGCUGGAUGCAGGCCAAGUUCGGAGGUCUCGCAGAGUGCUGUGAGAAGGGUGUGAUUGUUGGCGAUAUAGGCAAAGCAAUUGUUGCAGAGAUUCCCGAAGACGUAACGCAACCGGGACUUCCUCGAGCGUAUUAUAGCGCUCAUCCACGUGUCAGCGCCCUUGUAUCUGAGGCACAGCGCAGUAUCGCGCAGGUGGCCUUUACGGCUGUCGCGUCUGGCCGCGUCAGUCAAGGAGAGCAUGAGCAUACAUCUUCGACUCAGGCCUCGCCACAGAUGCAAUCACAACAGACAUUGUUGUCAAGUUCUCCCUAUUUACCUGCUCCGCGAGUAGGAAGCGGGCUCCACCUAGGCGGCUUUGGGAGUGAAUCUCUGUCUCCUCCACAUCCAAGCCAGCGCACGGCAUCCGCGGACGAACUUGGCGUCUCCACACCGACCUCAACACAUGCCAGUCAUUUUUCCUCUUUUCCUACGAGGGGCCCAAGCUUAGGUAUCCUGUCACACGACGGACCGACACCCUCAAUUCCUCCCCUCUCGUACUUGCGGCAAGCAGAUACAAUGGCUGGUGGUUCCUCAGCCCUUCCCGCGCAUGACACCUCGGGCUCUUUGACCAGCUCUAUCGCCGACGCCCUGGCUCGCAGUGAUUCCAACUCAUUAAGCCUAAAUCGUCCCUCAGUUGAUGAUCCUGCGCCAAAGUACGAGCCAUUCGUGCCCGGAUCAGGUGCUCCAUACACUGGUGUUGGAGACACACGCAGAAGCAAGAGUCCAAGUUUGCCACCAGGCGCGGCUCCUGCUGCAAUCCAGGCUUGGGACGGUGGUUUGGGCGCUGAAAUUGAGGAACAGCGUACCGUGAGCGAAAGCAACGACAAUGCGAUGAGCGUCAUGAGUGGAAAUGAACAGGCGACUAGCAUUACUGGGCUGAGCGACAGACGGACAUCACAGGAGUCGGUGGGUGGUAUGCCGUAUGACCGUGAUGAGGAGCCCGAAGAUUACCAAUCGAACGAAAUUGCGCUGCAAAACAUAGACCGAAGGGUGAGGUCUGGGACGGAGGAGGACGAAGCAGAGGUAGAACGUAGCAGACCUUCGCCUCAGACGACGGAAAGUCAGAGACGUAUCCCGCGUGUGCCUCCGCCAUCCGUAGAUACUGAGGCACCAACUCCGCCAGAGCAUACCAGGAUCGUGUCUCCGCUUUCACAGCAGUCUACUUCCCCACUGCAGACUCAAGCGAAAGGUCAUUCAGAAGAGGGCGACGGAGACGACGAGCAGGCACGCAACGCAGCAGCUGCACGUGAAGUCUCUCGUGAAUUGGAUGCGCUAGCAUUCAGCACACCUGCACCAGUGAUGUACUCUACUCAUCCAACUCAAUCCCAAGCCCCACCACAAGGUUCUUACAUGUCGGGACAGGCUUACCCGCCUCAGCCACACCAACAACUGCAGAUUCAUGCACCUCAACAUAAUCAGACCUCUCAGCCCCCUUCACCCCUUGCACCACCUAUUGCACCGUUCGCUCACCGUUCUACUUCACCUCAUUCUCAUAUCGGCGCUGACCCAGGCGAAUCGCGUCCUCUACCGAACAUAGUUGCUUCGAGGAGUAGUUCGCCUCGUCCCACAUCGCCUCGCCUCCCGCCAUCUUCUUUGUCCUCUGUGCAAUCACCUGCUUCCGUCCCCUACAGGUCACCACCUGAAUACCCACGUCCGCCGCCGCCGUUCUCCUCUCCCCUCAUGGCGAAGUCCACAUCUUCACUGACCUCGGGUGCUCCCGGUGGUGCACCGCGAAUGAUCUCGGCUGCUGCGUUCCGCAGGCCCGGUCGCAACGGAAGCGAGUCUGGGUCAUCGUUGAGUCCGGCAGGGUAUAGUGGGCCGGCAGAUACCUCACCUCUAUCCCUCCUCCGCCCUUCUGCAUCGCCUGCGCCUUCGAUGUCACGAAAGUCCGGGGCAAUGCGAAGGCUGUCUGUAGUCAACCCAGACCCAGUCCAACUCGAUGAAGAUGAGUUCGACUACAUAUCGGCAUACACGGGAGGGGACGAGCCGCGGGGUGCGCAGGCCCAACAGAGUGGGGGAUAUGGGCAAGGGAAGUAUGUUAGCGACCUUGAAGCUCGGUGA